This is a messenger RNA of Homo sapiens (human), 8047 nucleotides long. It is a transcript of the gene KIF2A, whose product is annotated as kinesin family member 2A. The record is from RefSeq and is marked reviewed. Gene Ontology annotation, molecular function: cytoskeletal motor activity; ATP binding; microtubule motor activity. NCBI's taxonomy places the organism in Eukaryota, Metazoa, Chordata, Mammalia, Primates, Hominidae. Gene Ontology annotation, cellular component: spindle pole; dendrite; centrosome. Bases 552 to 2591 code for a protein of 679 amino acids. The transcript has 21 exons. Gene Ontology annotation, biological process: dendritic transport; microtubule-based movement; mitotic sister chromatid segregation.
ACUCUACCCCGCGCCGUCUCACGGCCCCGGCCCUAGCUUCACCCCGACUACCCGGCGUGCGCGUCCUCCUGCCGGCCUGCAGGCCCGGGGCCUCCGCCUGCUUCCCCACAGCUGCUCCUUGCGGCCCCGCUUGCGUUCACGCUGUCGCCCGGGCCGGCGCGGCCGCGGGCAACCGCUCCCCCUCCCACACCUACCCCGCCCCCUCCCCGCCUUUUCCGCCCUCCGGUCCCCCUCCCUCGGCCCGCUGCUGCUGCUCCAGAUGAGGUGAUGGCAACGGCCAACUUCGGCAAGAUCCAGAUCGGGAUUUACGUGGAGAUCAAGCGCAGCGAUGGUAAAUACGAGUUCACAGUAUACCAGCAAAAGUAGGAUUUACAUAUUAUUUUGAAGAUUCUGGGUGCACAGCAACACCUGUCCCUGGUAUACACCCAAGGGAGAGGAAAUCACCACCUUGUGAAGAUAUCUGCACUCUCGCGUUCAUUGCAGCAUUAUUCACAGUAGCCAAGAUAGGGAAGCAACCUAAAUGUCCAUCGAUGGGCCGAAUACAUCAAGCAAUGGUAACAUCUUUAAAUGAAGAUAAUGAAAGUGUAACUGUUGAAUGGAUAGAAAAUGGAGAUACAAAAGGCAAAGAGAUUGACCUGGAGAGCAUCUUUUCACUUAACCCUGACCUUGUUCCUGAUGAAGAAAUUGAACCCAGUCCAGAAACACCUCCACCUCCAGCAUCCUCAGCCAAAGUAAACAAAAUUGUAAAGAAUCGACGGACUGUAGCUUCUAUUAAGAAUGACCCUCCUUCAAGAGAUAAUAGAGUGGUUGGUUCAGCACGUGCACGGCCCAGUCAAUUUCCUGAACAGUCUUCCUCUGCACAACAGAAUGGUAGUGUUUCAGAUAUAUCUCCAGUUCAAGCUGCAAAAAAGGAAUUUGGACCCCCUUCACGUAGAAAAUCUAAUUGUGUGAAAGAAGUAGAAAAACUGCAAGAAAAACGAGAGAAAAGGAGAUUGCAACAGCAAGAACUUAGAGAAAAAAGAGCCCAGGACGUUGAUGCUACAAACCCAAAUUAUGAAAUUAUGUGUAUGAUCAGAGACUUUAGAGGAAGUUUGGAUUAUAGACCAUUAACAACAGCAGAUCCUAUUGAUGAACAUAGGAUAUGUGUGUGUGUAAGAAAACGACCACUCAAUAAAAAAGAAACUCAAAUGAAAGAUCUUGAUGUAAUCACAAUUCCUAGUAAAGAUGUUGUGAUGGUACAUGAACCAAAACAAAAAGUAGAUUUAACAAGGUACCUAGAAAACCAAACAUUUCGUUUUGAUUAUGCCUUUGAUGACUCAGCUCCUAAUGAAAUGGUUUACAGGUUUACUGCUAGACCACUAGUGGAAACUAUAUUUGAAAGGGGAAUGGCUACAUGCUUUGCUUAUGGGCAGACUGGAAGUGGAAAAACUCAUACUAUGGGUGGUGACUUUUCAGGAAAGAACCAAGAUUGUUCUAAAGGAAUUUAUGCAUUAGCAGCUCGAGAUGUCUUUUUAAUGCUAAAGAAGCCAAACUAUAAGAAGCUAGAACUUCAAGUAUAUGCAACCUUCUUUGAAAUUUAUAGUGGAAAGGUGUUUGACUUGCUAAACAGGAAAACAAAAUUAAGAGUUCUAGAAGAUGGAAAACAGCAGGUUCAAGUGGUGGGAUUACAGGAACGGGAGGUCAAAUGUGUUGAAGAUGUACUGAAACUCAUUGACAUAGGCAACAGUUGCAGAACAUCCGGUCAAACAUCUGCAAAUGCACAUUCAUCUCGGAGCCAUGCAGUGUUUCAGAUUAUUCUUAGAAGGAAAGGAAAACUACAUGGCAAAUUUUCUCUCAUUGAUUUGGCUGGAAAUGAAAGAGGAGCUGAUACUUCCAGUGCGGACAGGCAAACUAGGCUUGAAGGUGCUGAAAUUAAUAAAAGCCUUUUAGCACUCAAGGAGUGCAUCAGAGCCUUAGGUAGAAAUAAACCUCAUACUCCUUUCCGUGCAAGUAAACUCACUCAGGUGUUAAGAGAUUCUUUCAUAGGUGAAAACUCUCGUACCUGCAUGAUUGCCACAAUCUCUCCAGGAAUGGCAUCCUGUGAAAAUACUCUUAAUACAUUAAGAUAUGCAAAUAGGGUCAAAGAAUUGACUGUAGAUCCAACUGCUGCUGGUGAUGUUCGUCCAAUAAUGCACCAUCCACCAAACCAGAUUGAUGACUUAGAGACACAGUGGGGUGUGGGGAGUUCCCCUCAGAGAGAUGAUCUAAAACUUCUUUGUGAACAAAAUGAAGAAGAAGUCUCUCCACAGUUGUUUACUUUCCACGAAGCUGUUUCACAAAUGGUAGAAAUGGAAGAACAAGUUGUAGAAGAUCACAGGGCAGUGUUCCAGGAAUCUAUUCGGUGGUUAGAAGAUGAAAAGGCCCUCUUAGAGAUGACUGAAGAAGUAGAUUAUGAUGUCGAUUCAUAUGCUACACAACUUGAAGCUAUUCUUGAGCAAAAAAUAGACAUUUUAACUGAACUGCGGGAUAAAGUGAAAUCUUUCCGUGCAGCUCUACAAGAGGAGGAACAAGCCAGCAAGCAAAUCAACCCGAAGAGACCCCGUGCCCUUUAAACCGGCAUUUGCUGCUAAAGGAUACCCAGAACCCUCACUACUGUAACAUACAACGGUUCAGCUGUAAGGGCCAUUUGAAAGUUUGGAAUUUUAAGUGUCUGUGGAAAAUGUUUUGUCCUUCACCUGAAUUACAUUUCAAUUUUGUGAAACACUCUUUUGUCUACAAAAUGCUUCUAGUCCAGGAGGCACAACCAAGAACUGGGAUUAAUGAAGCAUUUUGUUUCAUUUACACAAAUAGUGAUUUACUUUUGGAGAUCCUUGUCAGUUUUAUUUUCUAUUUGAUGAAGUAAGACUGUGGACUCAAUCCAGAGCCAGAUAGUAGGGGGAAGCCACAGCAUUUCCUUUUAACUCAGUUCAAUUUUUGUAGUGAGACUGAGCAGUUUUAAAUCCUUUGCGUGCAUGCAUACCUCAUCAGUGAUUGUACAUACCUUGCCCACUCCUAGAGACAGCUGUGCUCACCUUUUCCUGCUUUGUGCCUUGAUUAAGGCUACUGACCCUAAAUUUCUGAAGCACAGCCAAGAAAAAUUACAUUCCUUGUCAUUGUAAAUUACCUUUGUGUGUACAUUUUUACUGUAUUUGAGACAUUUUUUGUGUGUGACUAGUUAAUUUUGCAGGAUGUGCCAUAUCAUUGAACGGAACUAAAGUCUGUGACAGUGGAUAUAGCUGCUGGACCAUUCCAUCUUAUAUGUAAAGAAAUCUGGAAUUAUUAUUUUAAAACCAUAUAACAUGUGAUUAUAAUUUUUCUUAGCAUUUUCUUUGUAAAGAACUACAAUAUAAACUAGUUGGUGUAUAAUAAAAAGUAAUGAAAUUCUGAGAAGAGUUUUAUCUUAGGAAAAUACAUAUAUAUGCAGUGUGUGUGCCAGUGUGGUAUUAACAAGACUAAUAGUGCAGUUUGAUCCUUACCAAUAUCAUUACUUAAUUUGAAGUGUUCAUUAGCACCCCAAAAUAUACCUUUUCUAUGUACUGUUAAAAGAAAUUGGCUUCUGAUGCAUGAACAUUUACAUGUACAUUGAAAGUAGUCCAUAAUAGAAGUUAGUUUAAGCCAAGUGUAGACAGUACAUUACUCCCUUGAAAAAGAAUUAAGUUGAAAGAGUUGACUUUGCCUUAAAAGGCAGAUCUAACCCAAGCUCCAUCCAGUACCAAAUGUGAAACUUCAUUGUUGUUUGGUGAGAAUCGCCAAAUUCUCACUAAUACAUUGGUAUGGUGUAGGGCAUGCUACUUUUUAAACAGCAGCACUUAUUUUUACAGAUUGCUACUCCAAGGAAGAAAACUGGCCACUUUUCAUGUAAAUAUUUUGUUCAAAGAUUUGUAUAUCUCUCUAGGAGUUUUCCCUCAGUUCCCAGGAUGGGGUCCAGGAGUAGAUUAACAGCUAAAAAUCUCCCAAGGAUAUCUUGUUUUGAUUUAUUUACUCCAGGGAACUAUCAGCUCCUUCACAGGAGCCAAAGGGGAGCUAUGAAUAGAGGGUCACAUGAGCCAGAUUCUUUACUGUUCAUAAAACCCAGAGAGUAGUUGUGAAAGAUCCUAAUACAAUUGUGAAAAGCUCUGUAAACAUGAAAUCUAAAACAAAUGUAGAUUUUCACAAUAUGCUUAUUAAUAAAUGAAGUCUAUGGAAUAAGUUUUAGAGAUAAUUUACUUCAGUCACCUUUGUUUUGGAAAGGACUCAGGUUUUCUUGCAGCUGUAAGAUAUAUUCUAUUUGUGUUUAUUUCAAAGGGAAGAGGAAGGAUGGAGAACUGUUACAAUUGACCUUGCAAAGGAUAUUUAAAAAAAAGGUAGUUUUUGAGAUUAACCAACUUUCAAAGGGCAAUAAAGACAUGUGAAUUUGCUCAUUUUAAAGCACAACAGAUGAUUAGCUUCAAAUUUAUUAUUUGCAUUGGAUGGGUACUGUCUUUGGAAAGUCUCCUUAUAGACAAAUAUGCUGCCUUACACUAUGAUGGCUUCAUUCUGAUCAGGUAUUUUAAAAAUUAGUACCAGAAAAGAUACUGGAGGUAAUAUAAUACAGUCCUUCAGCUUUACAGAUAGUGAAAACUGAAGGCCAGAAAAGGAACUAAAACUCAGCAGUUCAUAGGGGUAGAGGGAAAUAACCUGAGAAAGCCGAGUUAAAUCUUAAAAUUUUUACUAUAAGGAUAGAGAUGAUACAAGUGAACUCUGCAAAAUAGUUUUGUGAAAUUAAACAAAAAAAUCUACUCUUAAUGUAUAUUAUUUCAUAUUUGUUUAACAAAAGCAGCUUGAUGCCUUUGUUCUGGAUUAUACAUUAAGAACAAGCAUUAUUUUAAUUAUGUAGUAACAUUUACUAUGACUUUGAAGCCAGAUUUCAAAAUCUGGCUUUGUUAAAUUAAUUGGAAACACUCUUCUAUUAAGUUAGGUAUUAAAAAAAGCCAAAUAUCAAUAAAGAUAUUUUUAUUAAUUUUUUAUAGAAACAAAAUAGCUACUAUAACUCUAUUAUAGUAUAUUAACAGCACUUAGUAUUAUAUUGACUUAAACAUAGUAGCUAAUAAAACUAGUUUAUGACAUCUAUUGAAAUUCUCAGUCUGACAGUUUUAAAAUAGCUUAAAACUAAGCACCAGGUAUAUGAAAAAGGAACUGGAAAUUUUAAUUGUCCAGAAAUCAUAGGAAUACUGGGAACCUGUAGUUAUGGGAAAUGGCUGUUUUUCUGAAGUUGAAACCAGUUUCAAUUACAAAACCCUCUGAAAUUUUGCUAAGCCUAUAGUUAUCUCCCUAAGAACCAUAAAAAAAGAUAAUUUUAUUGUUAAUUUCAUUCCAGUUUAGCUUCCUCAUUUUACAUGUUGGGAGUCAUGCCCUUUAAUAUGCCUGGCACUGCACGGUGGCAGUAGCAGACUUGGGCUUACCCAGAACCCUAAGUCUCUGACGCUAUAGGAUAGCGAAAGAGGUAGGCAAUCGUAACAGACACUGUAUAGGAUAAAUAGGGAAGAGAAUGAGAGAACCAAAAUAAAAAUAAUUUAAGAAACAAUUGUUUUACUGUACAUGUGAAUAACAAGAAAUGGUACGGGGAAUGUGAAUAACACGAAAUGGUAUGGGGAAUGUGUGACUAGUGAAGCAUAUUUUAACUUUUUUAUUACUGGAGGAACAGAGCUAAAGGCCUAAAGAAGGCCUUACAGUAUAUAACAGUAAAUAGAAGAGUAACAUCUUUAUACAAUAAACUGUUAGAAAUGAUAAGUGUAAAGUUGUGCGUCUCUGCGGCUCCUGAACUUGAAGAUUAUUAUGAAUAGAUUGGACCAGCAUUAUAUAUUAAAAACUUUGAUACUUAGAACUUUCCAACUUUAAAAUUCAGAAUCAUAAAUGGUGACAACAGUAGUAGUAUUGAACCAAAAAUAGUCAAGUAAAUAAUGUCUCAGUAAAGCAAAAGCAUUAUCUUCUCAAAUACAAAAAAUACAAAAUUCAUUUCUUUUCUUGACCUUGAAAAUUUCUGUUUUCCAAAUACCUAGGAAAAAUGAAUACCUUCUGCGUUGAAUCCAUGUAGCAAUCUGAAAAAAGAAAUCAAAAUGGAAUGGUACUGAAAAGCUAAUUUGUAGCACAUAACGGUAUAUAGUUCUAUACCAUUAAUACUAAAACAUGAAUACAGCAUGCUUACAGAGCCCACCCACUCCUAAUACUAGUUAUUAAAGAAACGUUACUGGCUGGGCGCAGUGGCUUAUGCCUGUAAUCCCAGCACUUUGGGAGGCUGAGGCGGGUGGAUUACCUGAGGUCAGUAGUUCGAGAACAGUCUGGCCAACAUGGUGAAACCCCGUCUCUACUAAAAAUACAAAAAUUAGCCUGGCAUGGUGGCACAUGCCUGUAAUCCCAGCUACUCGGGUGGUUGAGGCAGGAGAUUUGCCUGAACCCAGGAGGCGGAGGUUGCAGUGAGCUGAGAUUGUGCCACUGGAGUCCAGCCUGGGUGACAGAGCAAGACUCUGUCUCAAAAAAAAAAAAAAAAGAAAUGUUAUUGUCUGACUAAAUUUAUAAGAUAUGUAUUGGUUAAAACCAUGCCAUGUUGGUGCCUCUUUCAUUAGAGCCUUUAUGUCGUAAUGAAUUUGACUAAAAUUAUCUUAGACUUUCAUUAUCCCAGGCCUAAGAACUCACUGGCAUUUGUUUCAAGGUAACUGAACAAGAAGCUGUUUGGAAUUGGCAGAAGUCAGAUGAAAAACCAAUCUUACAUGCCCCUUCUUCCUCUCUUGAGCUGUUGUUUAUAUUCAAAUUAAAUACACAUUGUUUCUCUCUGUAGAUACCUAUGUACUUAAUAGAUUCUAGUUAGUAAACUGCACAUGCCCAAUAACUUUGAGGAAAUUUAGUGAAAAUGAAGAAAAAGAGAAAAUAUUUCUCUUUAGACCUGAGGUUAUGUUUAGGCUGGCCCAUAGAAACAGGUCCAGAUAAAUUUCUAAAAAAGCAAAGUAGAUAUUUAUGAAUAGUAUUCAAUGCCUAGGAUUAACAUCUAAAAUGACUCAGUAGUACUGCUAGCCAGCCAAUAAAAUAUAAACUCCAUUUGUCUUAGUUAUAUAGAACUGUGUUUCCAGCUUAGAAAAAGUCAAACCAAUGACUUUUAGAACAAUCUACUCUCAUUUUUUAUUCAGCCUCUAGAACAUGGAAGCUUUAAAAGUGAAUUGGCUAAAUAGGCAAGACCUUCUGAAAGUUAACAUCUUAAUGAUUAAAAACAGUAAGUACAGGUUAGUAAUUACCUGGGUAAUUAAUUGAAGCCUUAUUCUGUUUUCAUAAGACUUACUUGCUUAAUUCAAGCAAAACAAAUUUUGGUCUAAAUUACCUAGAUAAUUAUGACAGCUUUUUACUUGAGAAGUGUAGAACUUGCUUCAGGCUACAAAACUGUAUUAUUCCUAAAUGGAUAACCAGGUAGGAUUCUAACUGGCAUUAUUGUAUGCUUAAGAUUGAUUUAACAACAGCUAUUCCCAGUAAGGAAAUUUUAAAAAUCAGAUCCAGUUACAUGUAUUAUGAUUUUUCUACCUUAUGGACUAUUUUGGAGGGAUAAGCUAUUAAGACUAAGACUAUGAAUGAGAGUUGGGGAAGGAGCAGGAAGGGAGGAACCUGCACACCACAUUGGAACCUGCACACCACAUUAACACAAAGGCAAUCUUCUGGCUCGGACUGUUCUUUACUACUGUUCUUAAAGAAAAUGUUCAUUCUGCUGCAGCUAACUAGCCUCCAUCUUCUACACCAAAUACUAUUCCAUGCCAUGGAAGUGCUAUGCAAUAACUCUCCCAGGUAGCACCUUAUACCGCUUAAAAGCCUUUAAAAUCUCCAAUCUGAAGGUGUCACAGUAAAGAAAUGUAAACACUUAGGAAAACAAAAAUGUAAUUACCUGAUGAAGUCAUCUAUGUCCAUGGAACGGGCCCGUUUGUCACUAAAACCUGUGCUGGUUAGGAUUUGCUGUAUUUUAUCUGCUAUGCUGAAAUCUUCUGGUAUUAUCUAUCAAUAUAAGAUUCAGAAUAAAUGAACGACAUAUCUUUAA